AGAGGACCGUGCCACUGCCUGAAGGCUGAUGGAUUGUAACUGCAGUUUUGUGAAAUUAUAAAUAUACCACUGAGGUAACGAAACUAACUCAAGAAGAAUGGAAGAAGACAGCCUGGAAGACUCAAACCUUUCUCCGAAAGUUUGGCAUUCUGAGAUGACAGUGUCGGUGACAGGCAAACCACCUAGUACCGUAGAAGAAGAAGGACUACCUAAAGAAACAGGUGUAGAAAUCAUCCCAGAAAUCCUAGAGCCACUCUCCCUUCCAGAUGUGCUGAGGGUCUCUGCAGUCCUGGAGGAUACCAUAGACCAGCUCUCUAUUUUAAAGUACAUCAUGCAGAUUCAGUGCGAACGAAGACAGAGCAUCAGCAUGAAAAGUGGAGAAAUGAAUCUAGAAGGAAAGAAUCUACACAAACUUCCAGUGGCCUCAACAAUCACAAAAAUACCUCGUCCAUUAAUAUCCAAAGAAGAACCCGAGUUGCCAGAAAUCAGACAAAGAGGCCAAUUUCCUGUGGAGUUUAACAAAAUGCAGGAUCUUAUCUUUAAAAAUCCUACAAGGCAGACCAUAAUGACUACGGAGACACUGAAGAAAAUGCAGAUUGAUAGGCAGUUUUUCAGUGAUGUGAUUGCAGAUACCAUUAAGGAGUUGCAAGAUUUGGGCACUUUCAACAAUCUCCUGAAAGCUCUGAGCAAAGAGCGGGAAAAAAAAAUGCAUUUCUAUGACGUCAUUGCCAGGGAGGAAAAAGGAAGAAAACAGAUAAAAUCCCUUCAAAAACAGCUAAUUAAUGUCAAAAAAGAAUGGCAAUUUGAAGUACAGAGUCAGAAUGAAUAUAUUGCUAACCUCAAGGACCAACUGCAAGAGAUGAAAGCAAAAACCAAUUUGGAGAAUCGCUACAUGAAAAUCAAUACUGAGCUGCAGAUUGCCCAGACCCAGAAAAAGUGUAACAGAACAGAGGAACUCUUGCUGGAAGAGAUCGAGGUAAUCCCUGGGACAUUAGGAAAGAACCCGGAGAUGGCAUUUGAGCUCUCACUGCUGAUACUGUCUCAGCUAACGAAGGAGGGAGAGGAAGAUUUCCCUCCAUCUCUCCAACAGCCCCUGCACUUGAGGUUGAAAAUAAAAGCCAAACUUGAGGAGAGGCUAGAGUUCUGGAUGGAGAAAUAUGAUAGGGACACAGAAAUGAAGCAGAGUGAACUAAAUGCUCUCAAAGCUGCAAAGGCCAGUGACUUAGCACACCUUCAAGACCUCGCAAAGACGAUAAGAGAGUAUGAACAGGUCAUCAUUGAAGAUCGUAUAGAAAAGGAGAAGAGCAGGAAGAAGGCAGAACAGAAUCUCUUGGAAUUAAAGAGCGUCAUAAAGAUCCAGGCCUGGUGGCGAGGCACUAUGAUACGGAAGGAAAUUGGUGGUUUCAGGAUGCCUAAAGACAAAGUUGAUAGCAAGGAUUCAAAAGGAAAAGGCAAAGGCAAGGAUAAGAAGAGAGGCAAGAAGUGACCAAGUUAUCUUCUGUCUUUUCCUCUGGUACUCUGGAGGUGGGAAGGGCGUGGAGAGAGUAAGAACCGCCUCAUACCAUCACAGGUGACUCAUCUACAAGUUGUUUCCUAUGGAGAUGCUUCCAGGCGAAGCCUGCUGAUUUCACUCUCUGAUUUAGGAUUAUACCAUUGACUUAGGGCUUUCUCAUACCUUGCUGUAAAGAAGUUUCUGGUAGUCCUGUGAAGAUUCAUUCUUCUUGCUCUUUCUCAGCAGAACCAAGCAGUUCUUUGUCCUAGUACCAGCGAUGCAUUAAAACUUCAGUAAUUCCUGUAAUGUCUGAUUCUGCUUUUACCCAAUUGUCUGUAGUGAAAAAAUUCUUAUGAGCAAAAGUAUUGAGUAGGAAUUAUAAAGUGAUGUUUAUUAGCUGUCCAGCAUAAUACAUACACAGUAAAGUUUUAAUAAAUGUUGGUUCCUGCCUGCUUUU
Messenger RNA from Cebus imitator (Panamanian white-faced capuchin), 1949 nucleotides. RefSeq names its product IQ motif containing G (gene IQCG). Gene Ontology annotation, cellular component: sperm flagellum; cytoplasm. The record is from RefSeq and is a predicted model, not a curated record. NCBI's taxonomy places the organism in Eukaryota, Metazoa, Chordata, Mammalia, Primates, Cebidae. The transcript has 10 exons. Gene Ontology annotation, biological process: cilium organization; sperm axoneme assembly. Gene Ontology annotation, molecular function: protein binding. The coding region runs from base 98 to 1486 and encodes 462 amino acids.